ACAGACACACCACCCAGUACUCCCUUUAACGCCUCUUCCUUAUCAUCGCAGGCCGGCAGACCCACCAGGAUGACUUGUGAAAUCCGCACUGAAAGCGUGGAGCUGGAGCAGGUCGAAAACAGUCUUACUGAGGAGGACAGCGUGGUGAGAAGCGGUGGCGUGUUUCGCUCCAUUUUGCGCGGCCUCCUCUGGCCCUUCGGCAUCGUGGUUUACACAUACCGCGGGUUUUGGUGGGUGUUGGGUUACCGGCAGCCGCAGGAGAAGGCCGUCCUCAGCCCCUCGGCCCUCAGCCCCGGACGCCACAGCCUCUCCGGCCGCAAGCGCCUGCACCGGGUCACCCGCCUGCUGCUGUCCGUGCUGCCACGCUGUGUGCAGAGUAAACUGGGAUACCCGGUGUCUAGCAGCAUCGGGCUCUCCCUCUCACCAGAAAUCAGAGUCUCUCCUACUAAACCUUGUGGAAAGGGCAGCAAGAGAAAGCAGGCUGAGUUGGAUGAGGAUGAAGAAGAAGAAGAGGAGAGUCGGACCUGGGUGGAGGCGCUUAAUCAGGUGCUCGCUGAUGACGAGGGCCCCGAGGUGGAUCCCGACUAUGAGCCCAGUUCUAUCGAGACUGAGAGUGAAGAGUACUGCUCGCACAAUGACACGGAAAGCGAAUUUGAGAUGCAGGGGAAAGCAGUGCUCAUUGAAGACGUGAACACGGGUGUUGAGCUGUCCACUCCAGAUGAAGUGUCUUACCCUGCUGUUUAAAUGGGUCAUCUUGAAGAAUGUUGUAUUCGAUGCUUUUGUAUGUUAAUAUAUUAAUUCAAUAAAAUUGUUAUUUGCCUUGACCUUGCUCUGGCCUCCCACUA
Notothenia coriiceps (black rockcod) is the source of this 845-nucleotide messenger RNA. RefSeq names its product oogenesis-related gene (gene org). The record is from RefSeq and is a predicted model, not a curated record. Bases 70 to 744 code for a protein of 224 amino acids. Lineage: Eukaryota; Metazoa; Chordata; Actinopteri; Perciformes; Nototheniidae. The transcript has 6 exons.